Molecule: messenger RNA, 951 nt
Organism: Polychytrium aggregatum
Lineage: Eukaryota; Fungi; Chytridiomycota; Chytridiomycetes; Polychytriales
Product: PIG-X
Exons: 3
Coding region: 1-951 (316 amino acids)
Biological process (GO): GPI anchor biosynthetic process
Cellular component (GO): endoplasmic reticulum membrane
Source: RefSeq, a predicted model, not a curated record
AUGUCCCUGCUUUCGGGCGGCCAAGGCAAUUGGAAUGCACCUGUUUGGUUUGAGACCCGACCCAACGCCUCCGCUCUCGGGCCAGUCGAUCCUCUGCUCUCGUUCCCAGGAGCAGAAGCCGGCAGCAUCAAAAUCAUCGAGGCGACCUUUCGAUAUGAACACGGUAUCCUGGAGCAGUUUCAGGUUCUGCAGAUCCGCCUGCCCAUCAACUACGAACCGGAGCCGAUCGAGGCCGAGGUCCAGCCCGGAGUCUCGAGUCUCAAGAUUUUUGACGAACGAACAGCGUCAUGGCUCGAUGUUGAUCCAGAGACAAACCAUCGUCGGCUCGUGCUCGCUAUUCCUGACCAAAGGCGCACCGGAUCCCCGGAUAUUCUCGUCCAUCUCGAUACCACCGUUGCCUUUCAUCCAAACCUCGCCUUCAACAUCACGCGUCCGAUUGAGCCUGGGCGGCAGACAAGCUGGCAUAUCCUCGUGGCUCUGGACCGCAGCCUAUUCUUGGAUCAGUAUCAGCUCGAGUCAGUCAAGUUUCCGUCAAAUAUCAGGGUCAAAGUUUUUGGUCGACCCGACCUCGAAGCGCCGGCGUAUUCCUCUGCAGCGCUGCCGAACAUGGGUCAAAUCACCAUCCCGCCAACGGCCUCCCAGAGCCAACUGGCAUUUUCUAUUCCGCUGCACCAACGGUACCAGCGUCCGUCCGACACCCAGCGCUACUUUGAAGUUGGACUCCCAACCAUAUUGGCCUUCCAGGAGAUGCCAGGCGACGAGGCAGCCGAGCAGCACACCGGCCAGCGGGACAGACUAUUGUAUCACCGGCUGAUUGAUGAAGAGCACCUGACCAUUGCAAUGACAUCUCGGAAAUAUCCGUCUUCUUCAUAUAUGCCGAUCUCCCUCUACUUCACCAAGGAGCGGGGAGGCUCGGAAACAGUCAUCUUCCACGUCGAUCUCUGGGCCUGA